Fusarium musae is the source of this 336-nucleotide messenger RNA. RefSeq lists its product as uncharacterized. The transcript has 2 exons. The record is from RefSeq and is a predicted model, not a curated record. The coding region runs from base 1 to 336 and encodes 111 amino acids. Lineage: Eukaryota; Fungi; Ascomycota; Sordariomycetes; Hypocreales; Nectriaceae.
AUGUCAGGUCAAGAGACCUCUCCAAAGUCUCCCCCCGCCAAUACACCGAAGCAUCGACGACCCUGGACACCAGCCGAGGAUGCGACUCUGAGGACUCUUGUUGGGCACUUUGGUGCUAGUAGGGGGUCUGAGGGUAGAUGGAAGGACAUAGCUUCUGGCCUGGAGGGCCGGACGGCCAAGGACUGCCGAAAAAGAUGGCUUCACUCACUGGAUCCCUCACUGCGUAAAGGUCGAUGGACAUCUCAGGAGGAUGAGAUCCUCCUCUCAGCUUAUGCUCGACUUGGACCGCUUUGGAAUGAAAUUGGUAAACUCAUCCCUCCUCCAGUCAUUGCAUAG